Messenger RNA from Tachysurus vachellii, 2215 nucleotides. Its product is annotated as toll-like receptor 5. Gene Ontology annotation, molecular function: protein binding. Lineage: Eukaryota; Metazoa; Chordata; Actinopteri; Siluriformes; Bagridae. The transcript is spliced from 2 exons. The coding region runs from base 163 to 2103 and encodes 646 amino acids. The record is from RefSeq and is a predicted model, not a curated record.
AAACAGUGUGUACAAGAGCGGGAUUUCCCGGGAGUUCCCAGGAUUACAUUAUGAUGACUAUUUAUUAAGAUGCACUAGCAAUGAUUUUUUUCAUAUCCUUUCUAAGGAGAGCAAGAUUAUCCAGGACAUUUUCUGUCUUUCAGGUGGAAAAUUUGGUGUCUCAUGAUGAAAAGCAGACCCAGUUUUAUUCUGCCAUUCCUUCAAACAUGGAUCUGUCUUCUUCUGGCAGAAUCGUCUUCAAACUGCUUAAUUAGAGAUGAUAAAGCCUACUGUGCCCUGAGGAACCUGUACGAGGUGCCGGUUUUGCCUCCUAACAUAACUUAUUUGGAUCUAACCUUAAAUUACAUUAGUGAAAUCCAUGAGAAAUCCUUCUAUGGCUUGGAAAAGCUACAGAUUCUUCUGAUCCAGCAACAGGAGGUAACGCUUGUCUUGAGGAAUAAUGCCUUUAGUGGGCUGUCCAAUCUGAUAAAACUAGAUCUGGCUUACAACACAAACCUACGAGUGGAUCCAGGAGCAUUCAAUGGAUUAUUCAACCUUCAGAUACUCAAUCUUACAGAGUGCAAGUUAUAUGACUCUAUUCUUUCAGGAGAUUACCUGAAACCUCUGGUGUCUUUGGAGCAGCUUUCGCUAGCUGGAAAUAAUAUACGUAAAAUCCGUCCUGCUCCUUUCUUUGUCAACAUGAACAAAUUACAUAUCGUAGAUGUCUCCCAUAACUGGAUUAACAGUUUUUGUGAAGAAGAUUUAUUCCAUUUUCAGGGUAAACACUUCACACUCCUGAAAUUGCGUGAUAUCAAAAUGUAUGAUAUGAAUCCAUAUUGGGGUUCAUGGAAUAAAUGUGGAAACCCGUUCAAGAACAUGUCUAUGACGGUGCUUGAUUUGUCUCUGAACAGCUUCAGCGUUAACAUGGCGGUGCUGUUCUUCAGAGCAAUCCGAGGAACCAAAAUUCACAAUCUGAUCCUUAAACACAGUGGCAGCAUGGGAAAGGGAGUUUGGUACAACAAUUUUAAAGACCCAGACCGAGACACAUUUAUGGACCUGGCUGAGAGUGACAUUAAGGCUCUCGACCUGUCCAAAUCUAGCAUUUUUGCGCUUAAAAAUUCAGUAUUCAGUUAUAUGUCAGAUCUAGAGGAAAUCUUAUUAGCUAGUAAUUCAAUCAACCUAAUUGAGAGAGAUGCCUUUUAUGGCCUGGACAAUUUAAGAAUGCUCAAUCUGUCUAACAACCUAUUGGAUAAAAUUUAUUCAGGAACGUUUAAGAAUUUACCGAGUCUUGAAACACUGGAUUUGUCUAAUAAUAACAUAAGGAUGCUUAUGUAUCAGUCAUUUCAUGGUCUAUUCAAUUUGGUUCAUCUAUCUUUAUCUGAAAAUUCCUUACAAUACGUACAUACACUAGCACACCUUCCACAGCUGAAAAAGCUCCACUUAGACAAUAACAGAAUUACAUCGUUGCACGGUUUACCGAGCCAAGCAAGAAACGUCACUACUAUUGAUUUGAGACACAACAAAUUAAGUAAUGCCGAGAGCUUUUACACGGUAUUAGUGGAAUUCCCCCAAAUUGAAAAAAUUUACCUCGGAGGCAACAGGUUUUCACGGUGUUUGCUUAAUUCUCACUAUUCCGUGUCACCUUUAAACAACGUCCAAUUUCUCGACCUCCACAUGACCGGCUUGCAAACUCUCUGGCAACAAGGAAAAUGUCUCCACAUGUUCGACCACCUUCACCAGUUACAGACUCUUCUUCUUCAACAAAACUACAUACGUUCUCUUCCCAAGGACAUUUUUAAGGGACUCACCUCGUUAAGCGCUUUAGAUUUAUCCGUCAACUCUCUAACCUACAUAUCUAACAACGUAUUCCCUAAAAGUCUGAGGACACUGAAGCUUGCUCACAAUCAACUCGGUUCUGUUGAUCCACAAGCCUUCGGCACCCUGACCGAGUUAGACUUGUCUGCCAAUCGCUUUCUUUGUGAUUGCAGCCUGAGACACUUACAGACAUGGUUAAGUCAGAAAAGUGUGAAAAUGUUGACCGCUGCUGAGGGACUGACAUGUGAGUAUCCAGAACAGCAGCGAGGAAAAUCUCUACUGCAAGCUGCAUUGUGCAAAAACUACUGAAAUACAUGAAAGACUGAUGAUGAUUUGAUUAUUGUUUGAAUAUUGUUUUUAUCACUGCUGCUGACAAGAACAUAAAGCAAGAAAUAAACAUGACAAAGCUUGAUUGUCUUCA